Messenger RNA from Pseudo-nitzschia multistriata, 2455 nucleotides. NCBI's taxonomy places the organism in Eukaryota, Bacillariophyta, Bacillariophyceae, Bacillariales, Bacillariaceae. The record is from the annotation of a GenBank genome assembly.
GCUAAAUCUUUGGUACAUACAAUACUGUGUCACGUCGGAUCGUCGCAGAGCCAUUGAACAGUCGCCGAUCGGUUUUUCAUUUGGGCCCUGGGUUUCCGUCAUGCGUGUUAUUUGGCUGCACGACACAACACGAAUCGCUCACAAAUUGGGCAUGCUAUCGAAAUAUCGAAAGAAGAAGGUGACUGCAACGAUACCUUUUGCUAUUACAACGUUUACACACACAGCAUUAAAGCAAACUCUUUAUCAUAACAAUACAAAGAUAGGAAAAAGUCGUAACGAUUGGUGAAAUCCAUUGCUUUGCACGCUAAUCACUUGAGAUAUAAUCGCCCCUCGUUGUCAGGAAAAUGAAGAUCGCUCCGACAUGCGCGUUCUCCGCCGUUGUGGCCUGUCUAAUGGCACAGAGUCACAYCGUUUAUGGGUCCUCGUUCUUAAGAUCRGAGGCAAAUAAGAAGGAACGCAAGCUCAAUGGUUAUUACCAGGACACCUACCACGACCCCUACUAUCAAGAUCCUUAUUACUAUCCACYACCAGCAUUUCCGGAACCUCGUCCAACAGAGAGACCCACACCGAGGCCAACUCCAAAUCCUACAAACCGACCCACACCGAUGCCAAGUCCAGCUCCUACGCAUAGGCCCACCCCCCGGCCUACUCCAAAUCCAACACCGAUGCCAACUAGGAGACCAACCCUCCACCCUACGCGCCAUCCAACUCUUCACCCUACACCGCAUCCUACGCGUCAUCCAACAAAAAAACCAACAGAACAUCCUACUGAUCACCCAACGCCUUAUCCAACGAGGGAGCCAACAACUCAUCCAUCGGCUUUCCCAACUCGAGCACCAUCUCAGGAACCAUCUCCUGCUCCCAGUCCGGAACCAUCUCCUGCGCCAUCCGUAAGCAUGUCUCCAACGCGGACCGCACCCUCUGCAGAGCCCUCUGAGAAUCCUACGCAAUCAGAAGAACCUUCUGAAAAUCCUACACAAUCAUCGGAACCAUCCGAUAAUCCUACACARUCUGAGGAACCAUCAGAAAAUCCUACUCAGUCSGAGGAACCAUCCGAAAAUCCCACCCAAUCUUCUGAACCCUCCUCACAGCCAACUGGAGAUCUUCUUACGAUUGGUGAGUAUUCGAGAGAGUCUAUUUCACAAUUGUCUUUUUAUUUUUCUCAAAUGAUAUCACCUCAUGCCUUUUUUCUUGUGAUUGCUACCAAUAUCAGCUGAAAUUAUCUGUCUUCCGGAGAACGUGAACAUCUAUGGAGAUUUCUGUGCCGCCAUUGUAGCUGCAGGAUUUGGUCCACCGUUGAAUAACUUUGACACACUUCUCCGCCGCGAAAACUUGAAUCUGGUUGCUUGGCUUAGAGAUAACACUUUUGGAAGGGCUGCCAUCCCCGCAGAAAGAGCAGAGCGGAUUGCCGACUAUACGAACCGAGCAUUGUCAGUACCUGACGUGGAAAUUGUAGUAGUUGAUCCUCCUGGUGACAUUGAAAUUAUCCUUGAUAUUCAAAGCUUUGAAGAGUUGAACAAAUUCUUUGAGGACAACUACARCGAAUUUUACCUGAUGAACCCGUACGCAAACUUCGACAACUUCAAGGACUACAACCGAUUUCUACGAGCGUUUAGAAAUGCCCAGGACGUUGAACAAUUUUUCACCGUGUUCGCUCCCACCAAUGACGCAAUGCGUUCAAUAAACUUCGAUAUCGUUGCGUUCAUGAAUCUUGAGGAGAACGUUCGAGUAGAUUUCUUGACAGAAAUUGUCGGAUACCACGUCAUAGCUGGUCAAGUUCUCACUUACAAUGAAUUGACGUGUGGAAGCUUUUACGAAAUGUCGAAUGGAAUGCACUCUUUAACAGAAUGUCGCGGAGGAUUUCGAAAGUACCAAGUUGGACGGGGAAAUAUCGAGCUGGAUUAUGAAUGUGUGAUUGACGAAGUCAACACUGAUUGCCAGGGUAACUAUCCGUUGAUUCAGCGACCACGCAACAUUGUUGCUUCGAACGGAAUCAUCCACAGUGUGAAUAAUGUUCUUAUUCCAUUUCUGUUCCCAACCCCAGCCCCAUCCCAAUCCCCAACCAAUUGAAUYCUAAAUUCGACCUAGUUUCAUUAAUAAAUGGAAUUUUAAACCAAGCAAGAUGCCGAAGCUGAGGUGUUGCAGAUAUCCUGUCUUGUUUGAGUUCGGAAAGUUAGUAUUUGCAUCGGCACCCGACAUUGUGAUAUGUCUGUCAAUUGUCGUAAUGUGGAAUACAGUCAGUCAAAGAGAAACUUUCUAACUUCUGGAGUUCAGUUGAAUAGAACGGCAAACGUGUGUCGUCUUCGGAUACAAAUGUUAAAAACAAUUAUUGCCUUCGGGGAAGUGGUGGCGCGUCGUUGUAUGGAAUUCGAAGCUUGUCAAGCGUGCCUUGGUAUUACUUCUACUUCUGUUUCUCCUUUUAUGUGUUAAGCAUGUAUAAAUAAUUAUUAAUAUA